AUGGCGACUGCUCGGCUGUCGCCAACGGCGAAUCUCCUGCGGAAGUCGCGUCUUUUCGCGCUGCCUCAAGCUUUACAGCCUCCUCAGGACCCUCCAUCGUCCAGGGCAGUGUUCGAGUCGGAAACCGCAACGCUCCCUCAUCCGAUCCGGGCCUCGAUCGUGACGCCCCAGAAGACGCUCGCUCGAGGCGAUUGGGGGCUGAAACGACCUCUCCCUGCAAAGUCAACAUCGGAAAAAUCAUCGAGACCCGUUGUCCGUCUUCUGGCUCUCGAUACCUACGAACAUGUCACGGACUUUGAAUCUGCCGCCGAUCACACCAUGACCCUUGAAAAGUUUCAGGAGCUACACAUGCCGAUGUCCUUGCCCGCUAAGGUCAAUUACGCGACAAGCAUUGUUCCCCGUCAUCAGAGUCCUUUUGAGACACAUGUCGAUAACACUGAGACCAGCAGUGGUCUUGCGGAACCAGGGGCGAAGCAGUACCGUCAUUCUGGCCCUUGGCUGGGAGGCAUGACCCAGGCGGAGUUUGCCGCUUAUCUGGGCCAGAUCACCAGGAAGAAGCCAGAGUUGUUACAAAAGCUUCGUGAGCGACUGGUGGCAAAGCGAACUGCGGAGGCCCGCAAGCAGGCGCAGGACAACGGCGAAGAUUUGGAAAAUCUGCGACCACCUCAAGUGACCGACGAAGAGUUCCAGACAUAUAUCAAGACCCUGAGGACAGAUCCAUUCUCCCUGGGCCCGGUCGUUUUCGACUUGCUGGACCUACCAUCCUCCCCGGCUGUUCCGAGUGAACGCAUCGGACGCAAGUACUACCAGUCUCCGGCCACCAAGCUUUCUGCAGCCGAGUAUGCUGUGACUGGACCGCCCAAGACGCAUCCAUCCGCGGGUCUUUCCUACACAAGAUCUCAUGCAUUGACCUAUAAUCACCCUCAAUACGGGCCCCAGGCGUACCAACGUCCAGUUGAGGCCCGUAUCCUGAGACCGAAGGGCAGAUUCCGCGGCCGCAUGUCUCGCGCCAUUGCGGGUAUUGGUGGUAUUGCCGUUGAAGAUCUGAAUGCGAUGACAUUCAUGGACCAAGGAUCUCCACCUGGCCUGACCUUCUUCGACGCGACCAUUCCCGGCGGUGCCAAGUACUGGGUCACACCGAUUCGCGCCGCUGUCGACUCAGAGGGUCGAAUCGGGCUCUCUUCCUACCGUGCCGGUGCUUCCUCCAAGGCUCCCUAUGGGAUUGAGGAUUACAAGAAGCCCGGUCCUGCCAGCAUCACUGAUGUUGCCCACCGCCAUGCGAAUAUGGUGCCCCGUCUUGACCGGCCUCGGUACCAACAACGGCCACAGGCCGGCCGACAGCCCAUGAAGGGAACAGAGGACAUCGCCCGCCUUCUCAUGAACGAUCUCAGGGCGGGUGCUCAAAAGAGGGAUGAGAGCGUGUGA
Molecule: messenger RNA, 1425 nt
Organism: Penicillium oxalicum
Lineage: Eukaryota; Fungi; Ascomycota; Eurotiomycetes; Eurotiales; Aspergillaceae
Product: mitochondrial 37S ribosomal protein bS1m
Exons: 1
Coding region: 1-1425 (474 amino acids)
Biological process (GO): mitochondrial translational initiation
Cellular component (GO): mitochondrial small ribosomal subunit
Molecular function (GO): structural constituent of ribosome
Source: RefSeq, a predicted model, not a curated record